Molecule: messenger RNA, 2070 nt
Organism: Bombus pascuorum
Lineage: Eukaryota; Metazoa; Arthropoda; Insecta; Hymenoptera; Apidae
Gene: CD98hc
Product: amino acid transporter heavy chain SLC3A1
Exons: 9
Coding region: 102-1940 (612 amino acids)
Biological process (GO): carbohydrate metabolic process; amino acid transport
Source: RefSeq, a predicted model, not a curated record
CGAACCUCACGAAGUCGAAAAUUAAUUAAGUAGAGAAGAAUUUUCACACAUCCCCGCCAUAUAAUAUCGUUUAACGUCCUUGGUAUUGUGCGAUAGUAAUAAUGGAGAGUGGGAGGUUGAAUUUAGAUAAUAUCGAAGCUAACGGGAACGCGAAAGAAACGGCAGUUGUCGCCACAUACAAGGCGUUGCCGGACGAGGACGGAAGUGUACAAGAUAAAAUCGAAAAUAUGGGAAAACCAAGUAAUGAAAACGAUACCGACGAUGGGGUCCACGAAAAGAUGCUUAAAGAUGAGAGUAAAAUCUCUCCUAUGAAAGAUACAACCGAGGUAAAAUUUAUUUCUGAAAAUGGAGAUACGAAGAUCGAUAUUGAGACAGUCAAGCAAACUCUUUCUGGAAUGGGAAAAGAGGAACUCAUGAAAUUUGCUAAUGACCCAUUCUGGAUUAGAUUAAGAUGGAUUUUAUUCAUUACUUUCUGGUUUCUUUGGUUUGCCAUGUUAGUUGGUGCUGUAUGUAUUGUGAUAAUGGCACCAAAAUGUGCAGCCCCAAAACCCAAAGAAUGGUGGGAAAAGAGUGCUAUUGUACAAUUAGAUCCUGUUGAAACAAGCACUCAUGAUUUGAAAGGCAUAGAAUCUUUGUUAGAUAUUUUGAAAGCACAAAAUAUAGAUGCAAUUUCUCUAGCUUCCACGGUUAAAGAAAGUUCAACAGGGGGAACAGAAGACUUCAAAAACAUUAAACCAGAAUUAGGAACUACAAGUGAUCUGGAGGCUCUUGUAAAAGCUGCAAAAAGCAAAGAACAGUAUAUCAUUUUAGAAUUAGAUCCGAGUCAUACAUCAACUGAACAUCCAUGGUUCAAACGUUCCAUAGAGAGAGAAGAACCAUUCUCAUCUUACUACGUUUGGGCAGAUGCAAAAAUAACUACUGAUGGUAAACGUACUCCACCUAAUAAUUGGCUAAGUGUACAUGGAGGAUCAGCAUGGGAAUGGAAUGAGCAAAGAGAACAAUAUUACCUUCAUCAUUUCAAAAUAACACAACCUGAAUUAAAUUACAAUAAUCCAGUAGUAGUUACAGAAUUUUCAGAUAUUUUGAGUCAUUGGUUGAAAUUAGGCAUCAGUGGAUUCCGUUUAGCUAAUACUCAAUAUUUAACUGCGGAUCCAGAUCUUCAUGAUGAAUUUAGGAGCACUAUACCUACUGAGGCAGAUAACUAUGAUUCAUUAGUACAUGCUUAUACAAGAGAUCGCCCAGAAAAUGGUAUUGUUCUGGCAAAAUGGCAAGAAAGAGUUCAUAAUGAAACAGACAAUAAAGGGUUCUUUGCCCUCCAAGAUGAUAUUGGAACUGACAUUCUACAAGUUUAUAAUGAGAAGAAAAGGCUGAUUGAUCUUCCACAAAAUUCACAAUUUCUUACAACUGCAGAUAGCAAUAUAGAUGCCACGACUUUACAUCGUGGCUUUUCCCACUGGCUUAAUUUCACUUCCUGGCCUGCUUGGGAUAUUAAUGGUAGAAACCUCAGUUUGAGAGAAAGAAUGCCUGCAGAUAUAGCAGACAGUUUAGCACUUAUGACAUUACUUUUACCUGGAACACCUGUAUUAAAAUUGAACGAUACUUUGUCUGCAAAAGACGCCUUUGCGACUUUAUGUAAAGCGCGACAAAGCUUAACGUUUCUUCAUGGAGAGACAAUGCUUAAGACUGUCAAUGGAAGUGUAUUUGUUUAUACAAGGUUAAAGAGUGGCAAUCCAGGAUACUUAGUAGCGUAUCAAUCAGCAGAAGAACCUACAGUAGUGGAUUUUUCUACAAUACCACAGAUUUCUGACGAAGUUAAUAUGGUCGCACACAGUCCUAAUUACGCGCAAGACAGCGACACAAUAAAAACAAAACUACCUUCUAACAAAGUUCCCAUAUCGGGCAAGAGUACAGUUGUUCUGACGUUUGUUCCACAAAAUUAGGUACGAGAGAAAAAAGUCUACAAGUAUUAAAAAACAAUCCCUUGCUUAUGAACUUUAUGUAAUGGCAUUUAUUAUAAGUAAUUAUGUAUUGCUUUUGUGAAAAAUAUAAUUAAAUGUGAUCCAUUGAAAA